This is a messenger RNA of Morone saxatilis (striped sea-bass), 1061 nucleotides long. It is a transcript of the gene snx10b, whose product is annotated as sorting nexin 10b. Gene Ontology annotation, molecular function: phosphatidylinositol binding. Lineage: Eukaryota; Metazoa; Chordata; Actinopteri; Moronidae. Bases 1 to 636 code for a protein of 211 amino acids. Gene Ontology annotation, biological process: intracellular protein transport. The record is from RefSeq and is a predicted model, not a curated record. The transcript is spliced from 5 exons.
AUGCAGCAGGUCAUCAGUGUCUGGGUGCGGGACCCACGGAUACAAAAGAAUGACUUUUGGCAUGCCUACAUAGACUAUGAAAUUUGUUUACAUACCGACAGCGUGUGCUUCACCAAGAAGAUCUCAAGUGUGAGAAGGAGGUACAGUGAGUUUGUAUGGCUCAGACAGAAGCUUCAAGCUAAUUCAAUGCUAAUGACACAGCUACCAGAGCUGCCCCCAAAGAACCCCUUCUUUAGCCUGAACAAUGCCCAACAGAUCACUGAGCGUAUGAAAGGGUUACAGAAGUUUUUGGAACAGAUACUCCAGGACCCUCUGCUGUUGUCCGACAGUUGUCUGCAUCUGUUCCUGCAAUCACAGCUCAGCAUGUCCAAGAUACAGGCCUGUGCUGCUGGAAGGACCCACUACUCUGUGGCCCAGGCGGUCCAGCGCUGUGGCCUGAGGCGUUUCCACUCUGAAGAGGAUCUGCAGAAAGACCUCAGCAUGUCCUGUGACUCUGACUCAGACAGCUCAGAAUGCAGAAAUCCUGAGCCUGGGAAUAAAGAUUUGGCAAUAAACAAAGCAGACAGUACAGCUUCACUUGAUCUCAUGGGAUCCAGCCAGGAGGAAACACUCAGCUGCUCAUCUGGUUCUGCAUGAAAACAUUAUCAUCAUAUCACUGGCAGAUAUGUUUGGACCUGAGAGGAAGAAAUUUGCCUGUUACCAAGUCCUACAGCACUUUUGGCUACAUGAUUGCUCAUAAUUAUUUCACUUAUAAGUUAUAGCACAUUGUAUUCUCAAUAAGGCAUUUCAGUUUAAAACAUGUACAGUAAAUAGCAAUAAAAAUGUACCUAUUGUAUAUCCAUAUACAAGUGUUGUUUACAAAAAUGUGCCUGAAGAUGGCAGUGUUGUUACAUCCAUCUGUUUGUAUAUUCACUUAUCCCAUGAACAUAUGCUGUAACUGUCCAUAUUUACUUCAUAAACAAUCUUAACAGAAGCCUCACGACUUUUGGUCUUUCACAAGGUGUAUUUUGCCACAUAUGUGCAGAUAACAAUGCAAUAUCUUAAAGCAGUGACAGCCUAAU